Eptesicus fuscus (big brown bat) is the source of this 1571-nucleotide messenger RNA. It is a transcript of the gene IDH3A, whose product is annotated as isocitrate dehydrogenase (NAD(+)) 3 catalytic subunit alpha. The transcript is spliced from 11 exons. Bases 67 to 1167 code for a protein of 366 amino acids. The record is from RefSeq and is a predicted model, not a curated record. Gene Ontology annotation, molecular function: magnesium ion binding; isocitrate dehydrogenase (NAD+) activity; NAD binding. Lineage: Eukaryota; Metazoa; Chordata; Mammalia; Chiroptera; Vespertilionidae. Gene Ontology annotation, cellular component: mitochondrion. Gene Ontology annotation, biological process: isocitrate metabolic process; tricarboxylic acid cycle.
GGCGCGAGCUGGGCGACUGCGCACUCGAGCCGCCCGUGCUGUCGCCGCGGUGAGAGGAGAGACGCGAUGGCCGGGCCCGCGUGGGUGUCCAAGGUCUCUCGGCUGCUGGGAGCCGUCCACACCCCAAAACAGGUGACCAGAGGUUUUGCUGGUGGCGUUCAGACAGUCACUUUAAUUCCAGGCGAUGGCAUUGGCCCGGAAAUUUCCAAUUCCGUUAUGAAGAUUUUUGACGCCGCCAAAGCGCCCAUCCAGUGGGAGGAGCGGAGCGUCACUGCCAUUCAGGGGCCCGGCGGGAAGUGGAUGAUCCCCCCGGAGGCCAAGGAGUCCAUGGACAAGAACAAGAUGGGCCUGAAAGGCCCUUUAAAGACCCCGAUCGCCGCCGGCCACCCGUCCAUGAACUUACUGCUGCGUAAGACCUUCGACCUUUACGCAAAUGUCCGGCCAUGCGUCUCCAUCGAAGGCUAUAAGACCCCUUACAAUGACGUGAAUAUCGUCACCAUUCGCGAGAACACGGAGGGCGAGUACAGCGGAAUCGAGCACGUGAUCGUGGACGGCGUCGUGCAGAGCAUCAAGCUCAUCACCGAGCAGGCGAGCAAGCGCAUCGCGGAGUUCGCCUUCGAGUACGCCCGCAACAACCACCGCAGCAACGUCACCGCCGUGCACAAAGCCAACAUCAUGCGCAUGUCCGAUGGGCUCUUUCUGCAGAAAUGCAGGGAAGUGGCAGAGAACUGCAAGGACAUUAAAUUCAACGAAAUGUACCUGGACACGGUGUGCCUGAAUAUGGUCCAGGAUCCGUCCCAGUUUGACGUCCUCGUUAUGCCCAACUUGUACGGAGACAUCCUGAGCGACCUGUGUGCGGGACUGAUCGGCGGUCUUGGCGUGACACCGAGUGGCAACAUUGGCGCCAACGGGGUCGCGAUCUUCGAGUCGGUCCACGGGACGGCCCCCGACAUCGCGGGCAAGGACAUGGCCAACCCCACGGCCCUGCUGCUCAGCGCCGUGAUGAUGCUGCGCCACAUGGGGAUGUUCGACCACGCCGGGCGCAUCGAGGCCGCCUGCUUCGCGACUAUUAAGGGAGGCAAGAGCUUGACAAAGGACUUGGGAGGCAAUGCCAAGUGCUCGGACUUCACAGACGAAAUCUGCCAGCGAGUGAAGGACUUGGAGUAAGGUUCCCGCCGGCGUGUCCGCACCAGCCGCUCCUAACGCCGCCACGUCAGCCGCCUGCGCGCACGCCCCGUGUGCACUCGGCCCCCCCGUCCCCGACCGAGCCCACUCCUGUCGGCCUUUUCACAAACCGGAGCAGAGGAUGCAGGCGAUGCCCGAGGUCUGCUCCCAGGGACGCCCCAGUGCGUGACCGGUUUGCCGAGGUCUGUUUGGUACACGUUUUUUGUAAACUCUACGCGGACUGUGUCAUUUGCCAUUGUUAACCAUUUUACACUCCAGUUAAACAGUUUUUCCUCAGCUGUAAAUAGGAUACAGAAUUAAUCAGAACACAUCUAACUUUCUGAGGAAAAGGUUUUCCUUAGCUUAUGAAACAUGUAAUAGAAAUAAAACAGAGUACUGACGUAAGA